AUGGUCGUGACUGCGCUUAGUGGCAAGGCGAGUUUCAACGAGGUCAUACAUAAUGGGAACGUCAUCAUUAUCAAUUUCUACUCAACUUGGAGCCAGCCUUGUGAAAUAUUGUCACCUUCUUUCGAAAAGCUGUCGGAAGAGAUUUCCGGUCCGGAAUUCUAUACGGUGAACGUUAGUCAUGAGAAGGAAAUUUUCGAGCAAGUUGGUAUUAAGGAUUUUCCGACAUUCAUGGUAUUCAAAGACGGACAGAAGGUCGGGGAAGUGGUCGGACUCGAUCCUGAGCACCUUCAGAAACUGGUUGCACAGUAUGAAUCUUAA
Molecule: messenger RNA, 318 nt
Organism: Penicillium cinerascens
Lineage: Eukaryota; Fungi; Ascomycota; Eurotiomycetes; Eurotiales; Aspergillaceae
Product: thioredoxin family protein
Exons: 2
Coding region: 1-318 (105 amino acids)
Molecular function (GO): protein-disulfide reductase activity
Source: RefSeq, a predicted model, not a curated record